ACAAAUAUGGAGAAAACUGUAAAUAUUAAGGAGGAUGACUGUGAGUGGGAGUCCAUCUACCUUAAACAAGAAAGUCUGAACAUCAAGGAGGAAAACAGUGAACUGCAACCAGUGAGCAUUAAAGAAGAACCCGAAGAGACAUCUGUCAGUAUUGAGAUGCAUAACCAUACAAAGCUGGACAGUGUAAAAGAAGACAACCGUCAUGAUGGGUGUCAAGAUGGAGUGGUGACCAGGUUAGACUCUUCUCAUAGCAGACACUGUUCAUCUCCAGAGCCUUCUAUCAAUGUGAAGUCUGAAUCAUUAGAGUCUGAACCAAAGAGGGCUGAGGAAACUACAUCUGUUAGAGCGCAGCAAAAUAAGCGACCAUCUUCAAAGAAGUCUGGAAAAAGAAAAAAAGAUCACUGCAGUGUGGAAUGUGGCAGAGAAUUCUAUAACAGGAGUGCUCUUCAGAAACACAAGAGAGUUCACACCGGAGAGAAGACAUAUUGCUGUAAUGAAUGUGGUAAACAGUUUUCACAAAAAGACAAUCUACAGUUACACAUGAGAGUUCACACUGGAGAGAAGCCAUAUUGCUGUAAUGAAUGUGGUAAACAGUUUUCACAAAAAGACAAUCUUCAGCAACACAUGAGAGUUCACACUGGAGAGAAGCCAUAUUGCUGUAAUGAAUGUGGUAAACAGUUUUCACAAAUGAGCAAUCUUCAGAGACACACGAGAGUUCACACCGGAGAGAAGCCAUAUUGCUGUAAUCAAUGUGGCAAACAGUUUUCAGAUAAUAGUAGUCUACAGAAACACACAAGAGUUCACACUGGAGAGAAGCCAUAUUGCUGUAAUGAAUGUGGUAAACAGUUUUCAGAGAUGGGCAGUCUUCAGAGACACACGAGAGUUCACACCGGAGAGAAGCCAUAUUGCUGUAAUCAAUGUGGCAAACAGUUUUCAGAUAAUAGUAGUCUACAGAAACACACAAGAGUUCACACUGGAGAGAAGCCGUAUUGCUGUAAUGAAUGUGGUAAACAAUUUUCACAUAGGGGCAGUCUACAGCGACACACGAGAGUUCACACUGGAGAGAAGCAAUAUUGCUGUAAUGAAUGUGGUAAACAGUUUUCAGGGAUGGGCAGUCUUCAGAUACACACGAGAGUUCACACUGGAGAGAAGCCAUAUUGCUGUAAUCAAUGUGGCAAACAUUUUUCAGAUUCGGGUAGUCUACAGAAACACACGAGAGUUCACACUGGAGAGAAGCCAUAUUGCUGUAAUGAAUGUGGCAAACAGUUUUCACAGAUAGGCAGUCUUCACAGACACACGAGAUUUCACAACAGAAUAAAAACAGUAGCAGUUCAAAAAUCAGUCCAGAAAAACAAGAACCCUUCAGGACUCAAGAGUGAGGUUCAGUUGUGUCCUGAAAAGUAAGCAAACUAAACUAUUGUUGAGAAAUGAAUCUCAAAGAGAAGCCAUAUUGCUGUUUGGAAUGUGGCAAACAAAUCUGUCAGAGCAGUACACUUCAGAGACGCACCAGAAUUCACACCGGAGAGAAGUACAACUGAACUGCCCUGACUAAAGAGUGAGGUUCACUUCUGCCUGGACAGUAAGCACAUGUAACGACUCAAAUCCAUCCUACUUAGUGUUGUGUCAAAAACAUAUCAACAUGGAGGAGACAAAGAAGUUUAAAUCCUUUUUCCUUUUCCAGAAACAAAAUAAAGAACAGGGCGUCAUACAAACGGCUUCUCACCAAAGCCCCUACAGCCUCCACCAUGUGCCUAACUCUGUUUUCAUAACAUACGUAUUACAUAUAGAACUAUUUAC
Messenger RNA from Erpetoichthys calabaricus (reedfish), 1797 nucleotides. RefSeq names its product zinc finger protein 501-like. Gene Ontology annotation, cellular component: nucleus. Gene Ontology annotation, molecular function: RNA polymerase II cis-regulatory region sequence-specific DNA binding; DNA-binding transcription factor activity, RNA polymerase II-specific. Gene Ontology annotation, biological process: regulation of transcription by RNA polymerase II. The transcript has 2 exons. The record is from RefSeq and is a predicted model, not a curated record. NCBI's taxonomy places the organism in Eukaryota, Metazoa, Chordata, Cladistia, Polypteriformes, Polypteridae. Bases 7 to 1404 code for a protein of 465 amino acids.